Molecule: messenger RNA, 5055 nt
Organism: Sebastes umbrosus (honeycomb rockfish)
Lineage: Eukaryota; Metazoa; Chordata; Actinopteri; Perciformes; Sebastidae
Gene: arhgap19
Product: Rho GTPase activating protein 19
Exons: 12
Coding region: 43-1653 (536 amino acids)
Biological process (GO): regulation of small GTPase mediated signal transduction; signal transduction
Cellular component (GO): cytoplasm
Molecular function (GO): GTPase activator activity
Source: RefSeq, a predicted model, not a curated record
GGGGCCUGAGGAACAACAGCGGAGGAUUCAAACUGAAGAAAGAUGGCAGCGGGUCGAGAGGACGAUGAGAACACUCCGAACAGAAGACGAGGAACAGUGUGCAGUAUGGUGAUCAAUCAUGAGGAGUCACCGGGGGGCUGUCGAACUGGCCGACCGCCAGUCAUCUUCAACCCAGACUUCUUUGUGGAGAAGCUCCGCCAUGAGAGCCCUGAUGUGUUCCUGGAGCUGGUGUUGAGUAACAUCACUCGCCUCAUCGAUCUCCCCGGGACAGAGUUUGCACAGCUGCUCGGCGAGGAGAGCCCCAAGACCCCAACCGGAGGAAACGGAGGCUUCUUUCGCUCUUUCAACUUCCUCAAACGCAAAGAUAAAGGUGUUGUGUUUGGAACCACGCUGACAGAGAGCUGCAUUGCCCAGAUCUACCAGCUCAUUGAGUACCUCAGCAAAAAUCUGCACGUGGAGGGUCUGUUUCGGGUGCCGGGGAACAGCGUUCGGCAGCAGACCCUGAAGGAGCUCCUCAACAGCGGGGCCGAUGUCGACCUGGAGUCUGGAGACUUUCAUCCCAACGACGUGGCCACGAUGCUCAAGACAUUCCUGGGAGAGCUGCCCGAACCCCUCCUCACACACAGACACUUCCACGCACACCUCAAGAUAGCUGACAUGACUCUGUUUGACGAACACGGCAACAAGACGGUGAUACCCAACAAGGAGCGUCAGAUCGAGGCCCUGCAGCUUCUCUUCCUGCUGUUACCUCAGGCCAACCGCUCGCUGCUCAAACUGCUGCUGGACCUGCUGUAUCACACGGCCCGGCAGCAGGACAAGAACAAGAUGUCUGCCUUCAACCUGGCCCUCAUGUUCGCCCCGCACGUCCUCUGGCCCCGACAUAUGACGGCCGGCGACCUGAAAGACAAUCUGAAGAAACUCAACAACAGCAUGGCCUUCCUCAUCAAACACUCACAGAAACUCUUCAGGGCUCCGGUCUACCUGCGGGAAUAUGCCAGAGUGCACUUCACUGGGACGAAGGCUCUGCAGACCAAGGAUGAUCUGGAGCUGCUGGCGGCGAGCAGCUCUCCUGCUCCUCGGACGGUGUUGUCCCUGAAGAGGACGGCCGUUCUGGGCCCCGGCUCCCAGGAGCAGAGCCAAUCACCGGCUCAACAAUAUACAGAAAAGGCUCUGAAGGACCUCUUCAGACACGUCAACCACAACAUGCCGGACUCCGCCAAGAAGAAGAAACUCGUCCGACAGUUAGUCAAGCAGACAACCUCAGGGACGCCAACUACUGAGCACCACCAGACGCCCCCAGCUCCCAGCAAGAAACAUCCACGUUCCCGCUCCUUUGGUGGCCUCAUCAAGCGCAAAGCUCGUGGCGAGCAGCUGACAACGGAGAGGAGGAUCCGACACAUCUCCCCUGAUGUUGUCACGAGGGCGGGAACCAAGCCUGGUAAAGAGAACGUCAUCCUGCGAGGGGUGAACAGCCCAUUAAAUGGUCAUGUGUUGGGGAAGGCGGGGCUCAUCGUAAAAAACCCAGAUUUUACUUUUAAGAAGGACAAAGUUCUGAAGGUUUCCAAGCAGGAUGAUGGGAGGAAGGGUUACGUGGUGGAGGUUUGUGAUGUUGAUGGGUUAAAUGAAAGUGGAAAGAGGGUUAUUGUGGUUUGAAUGUAAUCUGGAUGAAAUGAGCAGUAAUCUGUUAGUCAGCUCCUCUCUCGUGGUAAAACACGAGUCUGAGUCAAGUUAGAAAGGAACUAUUUAUUUACAUCAUGAUAAAUACGGAAGCCCAGAAAGGAAGGCAAGAAUGAGUUUUUUCUGGUGAUCCAUUUUCUAAGUCUGAUCAAAGUCUUUUGUCUCCUGUGUUUAUGACUUAAGAACAGCUGGACAUUUCUUUCUACGUUCUUUUUUUUGUCUGAAACAGGUUUAGGCUGAUUUUACAAAAAUAACAGCUUCAAUCCCAGAGGACCGGCGUUAGCCUUGGCGACGAUUGCGUCCGGUACGCCUUGUAACCGAACCUUAUAGAGUUAGAUCCCUCCAAAAAUGUGACAAAACACAACACAAACUAACGUUAGCGUUAACGUUCAUCUGGGUUCUAUCUGGGUUCUAUCUGGUUGGUUAACCAUGAACAACGUCAGUAUAGCUAACGCUAAAUACAUUUCUAGCCUAACAGACAAUAUAACGUUAGACCAUUUCACAGCUGUACGCGUCCAGAUGUGUCCCAGUUUAUUUCCUGUGACGGUGUAUUUUUGAAUGACAUAAACUGACAGGAAGUAAACAUAGACACAAGCUGUUGCCUAGCAACGCAAUGCCGUCGAGUGCACGGAGAAAUGAAAUCUCACCCGGAAGAAAACCUAAAUGCUUAUUCCCACUUAGAGCAUCGGGUAGUGGUGCCCUCUGGUGGUCGAAAUAAGUAUUACAACAACAAACACUCAAAAAGAAAUCAGCAUAAAACAUUUUUCCAAAAGAGGCAACAAAAAAAAAAACAAUCCAUCUGUUCUUAAGUCGUAAACACAGGAGAGAGAAAUGAUUUCAAUCAGACAAAAUGUUCUGGUUUGCCUUUCAGGGCUUCCGUAGAUCAAACAUACGCCUGUUACAGUUCUUAAUGUUGAAUUGAAACUAUUUAAACUAAGGUCUAGUAAAGAGACAGCUGAGCAGGAACGUGUUGCUCUAGCAAACUCUGCAAAGGAACUUUAAUGUCUUAAAUGCAUCAAUGUUUUAUGUGCAAGAAAUAGAAAUAUGAGUAGAACGGACAUUCCCAUUCAGAGCAACGCAGCAGGAUGGUCAGAGCGGCGGGCCAUUGCAACCGUUCCAGCAGGCUAACCUCCGUAUAAACUAAACCAACUUACUGCAAGUCACGGACUCACUUUGGAUCAUUCUCUGUUGCAUUAAAGCGUGCUGGAAUUAGCAAACUAGAGAGCCAACUAGCGGACAGCUGGCUAGUUCGCUAGCUUGCUAAUUCCACCACGCUUUAAUGCGACACUGGUUACAGAAAACCAGCCGAACAACAAGCUGGUGGCCAGCAGCAGCAGCAGCAGCAGCCGCCGCUCCAGCUCACCUCACCUCUUCCCUACUCGUCAAAUGACCACAGAUGAAAACAGUUCAGUGUCCCUUCUUCUCCUGUUAGUCCGACGGUGCAAGCUGUGCAAUCUAAUAAUAAUAAAACACAGUAUAGAAUUACAUAAUAAUGAUUCAAAUCUAAAUAUAGCACACAAAGAACAAGUCAACUAUCCACCUUUUGACUUUUAAUCGCCAGUAUGUAAAAAGUGUUGAAUGAAUUCAAACAAGACUUUUAGUGUUUGCAGAGACUUAAUCAGUCAGGUUACUUAAUGUUCCUUUAAUGAUUUUAAUGCCUCAGUUCCUUCAGCUUUUCUCUUCAUGGGUUGACUUUACUGACUUCUCAGAUUGUCGUGUAGCGAGUAGGGAGGCACCGGCAGCAGAAUCAAUAUCUCAGCACUGACAUCUAAAUUAAUUUUCCCAAAAAGUGCAGUCCUCGAUGGACUGUCCUCCUCUACAGGGAGAUGGUCUGUCCUCCUCCACAGGGAGAUGGACUGUCCUCCUCCACAGGGAGAUGGUCUGUCCUCCUCCACAGGGAGAUGGUCUGUCCUCCUCUACAGGGAGAUGGUCUGUCCUCCUCCACAGGGAGAUGGACUGUCCUCCUCCACAGGGAGAUGGACUGUCCUCCUCCACAGGGAGAUGGUCUGUCCUCCUCCACAGGGAGAUGGUCUGUCCUCCUCUACAGGGAGAUGGUCUGUCCUCCUCUACAGGGAGAUGGUCUGUCCUCCUCUACAGGGAGAUGGUCUGUCCUCCUCUACAGGGAGAUGGUCUGUCCUCCUCUACAGGGAGAUGGUCUGUCCUCCUCUACAGGGAGAUGGUCUGUCCUCCUCUACAGGGAGAUGGUCUGUCCUCCUCUACAGGGAGAUGGUCUGUCCUCCUCCACAGGGAGAUGGACUGUCCUCCUCCACGGGAGGGCAAAGGUCAAUCCAAUGUAUUUGUUUUUGUUUUUAAAAUGAUGGUGUAGAAAUGUUCCAGCGUUGCUUUCCUUGCUGAGGUGCAGUGCAACAGAUGUCUCCUGAUGUGUUUCUCUCCGGUGUGAUGGGAUCUGUUAUCGGUGCAUCGUGUUCUUUGAAAGUGUAGUGGAUGUCGUAACGAUGGGUUUGAUGAAAGUGACUGACUGACAUGUCAGGUGCAGAUGGACACUACGAGACCUUACCUCCUUUUAGUUUUACGUUGUAUUCUCAUAUUGUGAAGGUCAUUUUGUACAGCGGUCUACGCAGGAUGCUUUUAUCUUUAUGUUUUAAAUGAACCUGACUGAAUUCAUCUCAGCAGAAUCUCUCCACGUCGUCUGUUCCUCUCCUCGUGACGUCUCCUCGUCGUGUUCUCAACAGUUUAACAGACCUGUUUUAAAGGAGAGCUCAGUGUGAUUCUGUUUUUAUUUAUUUAUUUCUGUUUGGGAAACACAAAUGUAUUUUUUUUUUUUGUGGAUGGAAUUCAUGAACCAGAUUUAAGGUACAUUUUCAUUUUUGUUAUUUUUAUCACUCAGACGUGAUCAGUUCCGUUCUGUAUGAUGUGGAAACACUGUUUUCUAUAUGAAACACUUUAACCCCUUCAGAGCCUUGUUCAUUUAAAGACAGUAUGUCUGUGUUUAUUUUAAUGUUCUUAACAUAAAUGUGAAACAUGUAGUUACUGAUCUCUACUCGCUUGCUGUUCAUGUUCACUGGUGAGUUCUUCAGGACACUGAGAAUGACAGAUUUGCAGAAAGUUCAAUUUGUGGGUGGAAUUUAAAUCCAUUUAAACCUGAUUGAUUAGCUGCACCUUCUUUCUUUAGAGAAACAUCACUUUGACAGUUUUAUUGGGUUAACAGGGUGAUCAACAAACAACUUCUGUCUCAUUUGUCCAAAUACAAUUCUCCCAGUGUCAUGAUGAGCUCCUCUGUGAGUUGUACCGUCUGCUUUAAACUGUGGUAACCUUUGUGUUGUAUUUUAGUGUAAAAUAAGUUAACCCUGUACAGUUCUUUGGAUUCCUUGGCGAACCACCCGCUUUGGAUUAAAACGCUUUUUUAUGUUUCCUACA